Molecule: messenger RNA, 555 nt
Organism: Oncorhynchus gorbuscha (pink salmon)
Lineage: Eukaryota; Metazoa; Chordata; Actinopteri; Salmoniformes; Salmonidae
Product: ATP synthase subunit a-like
Exons: 1
Coding region: 1-555 (184 amino acids)
Cellular component (GO): membrane
Source: RefSeq, a predicted model, not a curated record
AUGGUCUUCUUCUACCUCUUCUUCUACCUCUACAUGUUGGUCUUCUUCUACCUCUACAUGUUGGUCUUCUUCUACCUCUACAUGUUGGUCUUCUUCUACCUCUACAUGUUGGUCUUCUUCUACCUCUUCUUCUACCUCUUCUUCUACCUCUACAUGUUGGUCUUCUUCUACCUCUUCUUCUACCUCUUCUUCUACCUCUACAUGUUGGUCUUCUUCUACCUCUUCUUCUACCUCUUCUUCUACCUCUACAUGUUGGUCUUCUUCUACCUCUACAUGUUGGUCUUCUUCUACCUCUUCUUCUACCUCUUCUUCUACCUCUACAUGUUGGUCUUCUUCUACCUCUUCUUCUACCUCUACAUGUUGGUCUUCUUCUACCUCUUCUUCUACCUCUACAUGUUGGUCUUCUUCUACCUCUUCUUCUACCUCUACAUGUUGGUCUUCUUCUACCUCUUCUUCUACCUCUACAUGUUGGUCUUCUUCUACCUCUUCUUCUACCUCUACAUGUUGGUCUUCUUCUACCUCUUCUUCUACCUCUACAUGUUGGACUACUUCUAA